GGUAUUGCGUCCGUACGGGAGUGUCCAAGAAAGUCGGGCGCACGGGCGAACGAGAAUGAUAAGCGAAUUGCUUUGCUAGUGGAUAAUGUAGGUCGGAUAUUGCGUUUGUUUUGGUUUAUUGUUGGCUAUAUGUUGUGAGUUGAUGUUAAUUGUCUGGUUUGCGCCCGGUGAUCCGUGAGAUUUAAGAGAUACUGUGACAGGAACAUACUGUAAACAUUUGAUCUGUGGUUAAGUGCUUUUCCUAUUUGUUGAACGUCGCGAUGGCUGAAGCUGCAGCAGCUGCUAGCACCAAUCCUAAUGCUGAGAUUGUACGAGGUCAGGUCUUUGAAGUUGGCCCUAGGUACAAGAGCCUCCAAUACAUUGGCGAGGGAGCCUAUGGCAUGGUUGUGUCCGCCUACGACACCCAGAAAUUAUCCAAAGUUGCCAUUAAGAAAAUAUCGCCCUUCGAACAUCAGACAUACUGCCAGAGAACGCUAAGGGAAAUAAAAAUUCUCACUCGAUUUAAACAUGAGAAUAUUAUUGAUAUAAGAGACAUUUUAAGAGCAGAAACUAUCGACCAAAUGAAGGAUGUCUACAUCGUUCAAUGUUUAAUGGAGACGGAUCUUUAUAAAUUAUUAAAAACACAGAAAUUAAGUAAUGAUCACAUCUGCUACUUCCUGUAUCAAAUCCUUCGAGGCCUCAAGUAUAUCCACUCGGCGAACGUGCUGCACCGAGACCUGAAACCUAGCAACCUUUUGCUGAACACCACUUGUGAUUUAAAGAUUUGUGACUUCGGUCUCGCAAGAGUGGCGGAUCCCGAUCACGACCACACGGGAUUCCUCACGGAGUACGUCGCAACGCGCUGGUACCGCGCGCCGGAGAUCAUGCUUAACUCCAAGGGCUACACUAAAUCAAUAGACAUCUGGUCUGUGGGCUGCAUCCUCGCGGAGAUGCUGUCGAACCGACCCAUUUUUCCGGGCAAGCACUACCUCGACCAGCUGAAUCAUAUCCUUGGAGUAUUGGGCUCACCCAGCCAGGAGGAUUUGGACUGUAUCAUCAAUGAAAAGGCUCGUAGUUACCUGGAGUCGCUGCCUUACAAACCACGUGUACCGUGGACUGAACUGUUCCCCGGAGCAGAUCCUCGUGCCCUGGACCUGCUGCACCGUAUGCUCACCUUCAAUCCGCAUAGACGCAUCACCGUUGAGGAGGCACUCGCACAUCCUUAUCUGGAGCAGUACUACGACCCUAAUGAUGAGCCCGUCGCGGAGGAGCCGUUCCGAUUCACAAUGGAGCUAGACAAUUUGCCGAAGGAGACACUCAAGAAAUACAUAUUCGAAGAGACCCUGCUGUUCAAGCAACUGAACGAAAACGCGUAGAUCUCCGGACCUACCCUCGAACAGCGUCACAGCGAAAUAUCGCCGAAGCAUGCAAGCUCAAUUCAAGAUUUUAAAACUUCAAAUAUAAUAGUUUUUCAAUAGAUAAGGUUAACAUUUUUCGAUCAAUACUUUUGCCGUAAUAAAUAGUCAUCUUGAAUCCUUUGACUUGUAAAUGUGUUGACGAAAUUGUGACAAAUCUCUGCAUUUCGAUCGUUGAUAUAUUUCUUAUCUCAUUGCGAUUAGCGGAAUUUUAUGACAAGCCGUUGAAGUUUGAGUAAUUUCUUUGUAAUUCGUAAACAGUCUUAGAUAAAUAGGAGUUUGCAUGCGUUUAUUAUAAUUGUGUGAAUGUUAAAGCAGCGACCCCCCAUAACGGUUGACCGGAGCGAUGGUGACCUCUUAUUGUAUUAAUAUCAUUGAGUAUUGUGGUAUGCGUUCAAUACGCAGACUUUCGGUAUUACGUUUAAUUUCAUAUCAUUAUUUUCGGGAAUUCUCUUCUCGUUAUUCAUUUAGAAUAUUCGAUUAAUAACCGUAGAUCAUACACCCCCCCUCCUUAGUUGACUAUCUUUCAAGUAUGUGAUAGUAAUCAACGUUUUACAACGACACGGUCUAGAUUAAUACGAUUUUACUUUGACUAUCUCUUAAGUUAAUCAAAAUCAAAUAUAUUUAAUAAAAACUUGAUUUGAUUUCGAAUUUUAAAUCUUAUAUACUUAAUAAUUAAUAGUUAAAAGUUCGACUGGAUGAGUAGAAUUUUCAAACAGUAGAUAUAUCGAAGAAUAGGACAUUAUAGAUAGAUAGGAGUUUUCUGAAAUUUAUUGACGUUAAAAACCUAGUCGUUUAUGGAGAGUUAAAGGAUCGCGUGGACGUAUUAUACAGUAUUACAGUCGAGUAUGUUUUAGAGUGAUAACGUACGUGUAACGGUAGUGAUGUCGAAUAUAACGACGUCAGUAGUAUAAUCUGUAUGGACCACGCGAACGGAACGGUUAUUUAAAUUAAAUCGGUAACGAGUCGGGUUUAAACGGCGCAAGAUGUAAAUAUUUUUUACAUUUCGAUUUAAAGUAUUUUGAAGAGUCACUCGAAAAAUGUUUUUUGAAGCACUAAAUUCUAAUUGAUUCUCGCGUGAUCCUACGUGACGCGUUUUAUUAUUCGGUCGUGUCGCGGUGUUCGUUGAAAAAUUUGAGUUUUUUUUCAUUUUAACGAUUCUAAUAAUUCUCGUCUUCCUUGUAUUGGCACUUUCGCGCACAAUACGACUUUUAGAAUAGUUAAUUCUUCAUAUCAGAUAUUUUAAAGAGGGGUUCGUAGUUUAAAAAAAAUACCGUUACGUUUAAUUGUGCGGGUUCAGAGAGUUUUUCAACGAACAUACCGCCGUUGGCUUCGUGUUGUGAAUUCGAGGUUUAGACUAUUGUUACUCUCUGUGUAUAUCUAUGAAAUGUUAGGUACGAUCGGGCCGGAUACCGGUGUUUCGAAUUUUGACGGUCACUUAUUAAAUGUAACUCGAAGAAGUUGUCUGUUGAUAAUUAGGGCGUAUAAAUGAAUUAACGACUGUCUAAUCUAAAGCCCAAUAAUUGUUUGGAUAUUUUACUCUUUAAAUUGUCUCAUAAUGUUCGUGGGACGUCUGUUGUAUUAAAUGUCAAAAUAUAUUUAUAAUGUUGCUUGCUAUAUUAAGACUGCGAUGAUGUUUGAUAAUGCCUAAAAUUUCACUAUAUGUAUAAUUUAUUUAAACAUCUUUAAAAAAAUAUCAAUGUUCUUAAAGUAAAAAUAAUUUGUUUUUUUUUUGGAGCAAAAUUUAAAUAUAUAUAGCAGCCUUACUUUAAGUGAAAUUGCGGUCAUUUAUAAUCGGUGUUCACUGUAAACACCAAUAUCAAACAUUUAUUAAUAAUAUGUAUAUGAAUAAGAAAAGCUUGACGAUAAAACAUUAUCUUUCAUCACGAAGAGAUUCAAAUUAAACUGUUUGUACUUUUAAUGAAUCUUGUUUCUCUCAUAAGAUUUAAAUUUGCUUACGACGUAUACUUGAACGUGUUUUUAAGGAGAGAAUCCUUAAUUUUAUUAAAAGACAAUUUAUAAUUAUUGUGGCAUAAUAGUAGAUACAUAACGUCUUAUAUGUCGACUAUCUCUCAAUCACCGGCUGUUUUCGUCUAUCGCUAACCCAUUCGGUGCGCUUUUCGGCGUGUUUUGUUUCUUUCUACGUGCGCGACAAUCGUCUCAAAUCAAAGCUUGCUGUAAAAAAUUACAAGUAAGGCGCGUGUGAAUUUGAAAUUAAUAAAUUUAUGAUGUUGAAAAGUCGACCGAUGCGUACGCCGAUUGGUGUUUACGUUAAUGACGUAUACGCCCCGCACCUUUCUCAAGGAGGUGAAAUUUAGCCUUCGCAUGGAAUGGGUUAAGAGUUUCUGAAUAUGAAUUUAUAGAAACUUGAUUUAUUAAUCGAUGAUAUAUUCUACUCAGAACUUUUUUCACGUCCCAGACCCUUACCAAUGUUUAAAUAAUAUUUUAACGUCAAAGUAACACGAGCAUUACGUAUUUAUUGUUAAAAUAUGAGUGUUGCCAUAUUUUCUUAAGUCAUUAUGUACAAAUUGGAUAUUGUAAGAUCAUUUGUUAUCUGUCAACAGUUGAAUAUUACGAAAAUAAAUUAAAACCUGACAUA
Molecule: messenger RNA, 3993 nt
Organism: Vanessa atalanta (red admiral)
Lineage: Eukaryota; Metazoa; Arthropoda; Insecta; Lepidoptera; Nymphalidae
Gene: rl
Product: mitogen-activated protein kinase 1
Exons: 8
Coding region: 261-1355 (364 amino acids)
Biological process (GO): intracellular signal transduction; protein phosphorylation
Cellular component (GO): nucleus; cytoplasm
Molecular function (GO): ATP binding; MAP kinase activity
Source: RefSeq, a predicted model, not a curated record